This is a messenger RNA of Mugil cephalus (flathead mullet), 7837 nucleotides long. It is a transcript of the gene c1h4orf54, whose product is annotated as chromosome 1 C4orf54 homolog. The transcript is spliced from 4 exons. Bases 528 to 5087 code for a protein of 1519 amino acids. NCBI's taxonomy places the organism in Eukaryota, Metazoa, Chordata, Actinopteri, Mugiliformes, Mugilidae. The record is from RefSeq and is a predicted model, not a curated record.
CUCAAUCCCGUCUGCGAUGUGGAACAGCUCCAGGAUGGAGAACAGCUGGCAGAGGAUCAUCACCAAGCCCACGGAGUAAAACGUGUCGGCUAAAGCAUCUGCAGAGUCAAAAGAAAAAAACAGAUUUUUAAGCAUAACAGUCGUCCAUGCAGGACUGCGGCUGUUCGUUUUCACAUCCAAAGCUCCAAACUGCUGGUCUUCCAGAAGCAGGUGAGACUGUGUGUGUCGCACUUCAAAGAGUCCGUGUAGAAACGCUCCGACGCGUUAGUUCCGAUCUUCAGCCUGAGUAUCACGGCCACUUCAUCGUCAGACUGAAUCGGAUGCUGGACUUGAGGCUUCGUGCGCCCGUGCGCUGGAAUGUCUGGAGCGCUUCGGUGUCACCGGAGUCUGUGUGACCGGACCCCGCUUUGCUUUGCGCGCAGCACCAUCUCAGCCCGGGACGCGGCGGAAUCCUGGGGGGCUCCAUCUCUGUCGCUUCUCUUCUUCUGCCAGGCGCUAAACGUGAGAUAAAACCCGCCGCUUCGGCCAUGAAGAACGAGCGAAGCUGCGUGGAGACGUCGGGGACGCGCCGGCGAGACGCACAACAAGACAAGCGAGACCGAGGCGUUGAUUUGGAGCUAGUGGAUGAGGGCACGGCAGGGACAAAACUGGAUAAGGACUCUGACUUUGGUGGGGGGGAUGAAGUAUCGGGACUUAUCGGCAUCUGUGGCGAGGGGGCUUUGCGCGCAACGGAGACAAACCAUGAGCUGGCGACAAAAGCCGAGACUGAAACUGAAAAGAAUAAAGACAAAGGUGGAGAGGAUGUGACGGCGGGUCCCUCUGGUCCAUCCUCGCCAUCACCUGCCCCCUGUUCGCACGCGGAACCGGGACAAAGCCUGCGCGUAAUGGAGCGGCGGCCAGCUGUGUCCAAAGCGGAGAACGACAAAAAGACACGCGAGGAGCUGCACACCUCUGAUAAUCACCUGAGCGGGAAAACCGAGUCGGGGGAGGAGGAGGAAGAGGAGGAAGAGGAGGAGGACGACGGUGUGAGCUCUGUGCUUUCUGACGACUGCGUCCCGUGCGCACUGGAGGACGAGUCCCACUACAUCACCACGCACGAGAUCCAGCUCUCGGAGCUGUCCGACAGCGAGGGGGACUACGACCUCGGGGUGGGCUCCUCCGCCGGCUGGGAGGUGGAGGACGGCGGCCGGGCGUACGCGUUCGUCGACUACGCUUCUUUCGACGGUGAUGGAGCCGCGGGGGAGAGGGGGGGCUCAGCAGCAGUCAGCACUCUGCUUGAAAGUGAUCCGCGCGACGCGGCCAAGUUCGCCAGCUCAGAUGAGAGCGUGUCAAAGUCCCAGGAGGAGCGGCGGCUGCUGCAGCAGGAGGAACAGGAGCAGCAGCGCAGUGGCAACAGCGCCGGACAGAUCCACCUGUCAAUCAGAGCCACCUCUCGAGCUAUAAAUGACCCCAGCAACAUCCAAGAACGGGGAAAUAUUCUUUAUCAUGCCAGGCGCUCCGGGGACGCGAGCCGCUAUGUGUUGAGGGGAGUGGAUGGGAAGGCGGAGGCGCUGCGUGACGGGGCGAGUUGUGUCAUAGCCGCGCCCGGGCGCUUGCAUUUUGGCGGCAUAUUGAGAGGGAAAGAGGUCACCGGGUACUCCAGCGGCACGUCCAGCGCUGUCAGCGAGCUGGACGACGCUGACAAGGAGGUGCGCAACCUGACAGCCGGAGCCUUCAGGAGCCUGGCUUAUCCUUACUUUGAUGCCAUCAAUUUCAGCACCUCCAGCGAGUCCUCGGCAUCCGAGCACGGGCUGGGCAUAAACAGGUGGUCCACGUUUGUCGACCUGAAAUAUGGCAACGUGAACAUGUCACGGGGACUGGACAAAAGUGUGGCGUCCCAUAAAAACCCAUUUGAAAUAGCAAAAAACACAGACAAUAGAGGAUAUAAGGGCGCCGCGCUGGCCAGCAUCAAGCCGCCCACCAGCAGGAUCUUCACCUUGAAUGGCGACCCCCACAGCGAGGCGACAAAGAGGAUAGAGCUGAUGGGGAAAUUUGGCCAGGGACACGGCGGCGUGAUAAGGCUCACGGAGACUCUGAAUUUUCGUUGCAAUGUCAAAUCGGGAAUGUCUGCGGGAGAAAGGCGCACUAACUUUGCACAAAACGCUGCGGGAUCACGUUCCACGGAUGAAGUUACCGACACUUUGCAAAGCGGCCAGAGGAGAGAGGCCAGCAAGCCUCCCUGCAAAACCAUGGAGGACACUCACAAGAAGGCGAUAUUCGCCUCGAGCCUGAUCAAAAACGUGAUUUCUAAGAAGAUGCAGUUCGAGCAGGAGCGCAAGAUGGAGAGGGGGGAGAUAAGCGAGCCGCACCGCGCGCCUUCCCCGUGCUUCGCGCACCAGGAGGGCGACGGGCACAGGGGGAAGGGGAGCAGGGAGCUGCACAGACAGAGCUCCAGGUUCUCGGAAUGCAGCUCCGACUACACCGUCAUGUGCGUGGACGAGCUGGGGGACAUAGUGGACAGCGGCUCAUGUGAUACCAGGAGCGACUCCCGGAGACGAGACGCAGCCGCACCAGAAACUAAUUUGGAGCCGGCGAAUGAAGCUGGAAUCGAUACUAAAAAAGGCGCAUUGGAAGCUUCCAAAAGCACGCUGCUUCGCAGCCAAAAUAGCGCGUUCAGAUGCUGGAAGGACGAGGAGCUAGAGUUUCAAAAGGAUCAUAAAAACGAUAAAACACCAGAGGACAAGCUGCCUCCGGCUUAUGACAAAGAGGGCGAGGGGGAUCAGUGCUCGGCGGGCAGCGGCAGACCCACGAAAAUGUCUCAUUUGUUUGUACCAAGUAUCCAACUGCUGCCGAGUGACGGAGAAGUUGGACAGCAGCUGCGGAGCGCGAAUUAUUCUCAAUGCGGAGGUGGAGGUGGAGGUGGGAUAAAGCUGCGCUCCGACAACACUCUGUACGUCGCAGACUCCGGGAGAGUGGCUACAUCUAAAUCUCCGGAAAUUAAAAUAAAUCUAAGGAGCAUCAGAGACAAUAAAACGGAGCCUUUCGGCGUCUCCAAGCUGCGCGCUCCUAAUAUAGGCUGUAACGCGGCCAGCCUCAUCAGAACGGAUGACUUCAAAUGUCAAGCGCUGGCUGCUGCUUUGAAGGGUGAGUCCUCGGAUAAAGUGCCGCAUUUCAUGGUUAGGGACAUUAGAGAUAAUAAGGGGAAGCUGCAGACGCCCAUUCACCAGGUGAGAGACGUGCGUAAGCUGGUUAAAAGCUCCUAUCACUUCGUCUCUCUGGAUAACGUCGAAAACAAAUCUAACUUUGCUUCUGUUGACAACUACCAAGAGCACAAGAAGCAAAUGUCCAGUAGAAAUAACAAUUCAGUGUCUCCUAUAGUUAUAAAAUGUCAGUCUGUGAACACUAAUAGUCAUGGAAAACAGUCUGGAAAUUAUGAGGUGAAUAAACGGGAGCCCUUCGACGCAGACAGGCUGUCUCCAGAGGGCGCUAAAAGUGCUCCGCCGCAAAGAAGGUCAACCGUAGGCCCCUCAAAUAGCUGCUCAGAUGGAAGCAUUGGCUUGAGAAUUGAAAGCAGAGCGGGUUCAGUGAGGCAGGAAAAGGCGUCAGACGCUGCAGACAAGAAGCCGGAGUCGAAGAUGGCGAACCAGGUGGCGCUGCAGAAACUCCAGGCCGCUGUGAAAACCAUGGAGCAGCUGUACGUGUUUGAAAAAAACGAAUGGAAGCGGAAGAACGAGCCCCAGCCCCUGACGGACAGCCACGUGCUGUCGCUGAUAGCCAGCGAGGAGCACGGAGGCCUGGAGGAGGAGGGAGCUCGAGGGUCCAGCGUGGACAAGGUCGGCAGGAGAGACUCGUAUCCCAACAUGGAUAAGACUCCACCGGCGCUACCGGCAUCCCCCAAUUAUGACGGCCUACUGAGGCGCGACGACAAAGACCUGCUCAAGACCCUUCAGUCGUUCAGCAGCUACGAUGACCGGCUAGGAGCGAAGUCGCUGCAAGGAACGGGAAGCAAAAACAUGUUCAGCCUAAGCUCCAGCGUCAAGUCCUUCACAACCUCAAAGACUCCCCAAACGAACACCGUCACGCAAACGCCUUUCAGCGCCAAAACCUUCGUCCCUAAGUCGCCAAAACUGCCCGUGACGCUGAAAACCAAUCAGACGAGGCUGGGCGGAAACGAAGGGGCUGAAUCGAAGGAGGCGGACAGGUUUGCGCAGGAGUACUCGAGCUCGUCAGCCGACAGUGAGAACUACCUAACCAUUCCUGUCAAGUCUCACCCCGCCAACGGCAAACAACAGCCAUCAGCUGAGAAGACGUCUGUGUAUACGUACCAGUCAAACCCGACCACUCCGCCGGGAUUCACGGGAGCCGUUGGUCAAGAAGACCACAACCAAACCCCUAACUGCUCCAGCUUCAUGAUGGAAACCCAGUCACCAGAAAUCCCUCCCGCUACCAUCUACCACUCCUUGCCUGUGGGCAUGUCCGCCAACCAGCCACAGCUCUACUGCUUUUCCCCUGCAAUCACCCCGGCCCCCACGCUGGACCCCUUCCAGGCCACCCAACGAAAGAUGCUCCUGGAUCCCACAACUGGAAGCUACUAUCUGGUGGAUACUCCAGUGCAGCCGGCCACCAAGCGCCUCUUCGAUCCAGAAACGGGUCAAUACGUGGACGUGCCCAUGCCUCAGCCCCCCAUGACGCCCGUUCCCAUGCCAAUGUCGCCUCUAGCCCUCAGCCCCGGCGCCUACGGUCACACCUACAUGAUCUACCCGGGCUUCAUGCCGGCGCCUUCGGUGAUUCCCGCCCGCGCGCUGGUGCAGUCCCAGAUGUCGAUGCAGUCGGAGCCGGAGAGCGCGGAGAAGGUGUCGUCGCAGCCGUCGGAGGGCUUGUACAUGGAGAGUCCCUACUACAUGGCCACCGGAAAGACUCCGCAGAUGGCGGCGGCGGCGGCUACCGGGGCUCAACAGCAGGCCGCCGCCAACAGGCCGCUGCCGCCACAAGGGUUCAUGAGCAUGAAGCAGCCAGUCAUCAGCAUCACCUCCCAGCAAGGGCCCAGGAUCAUCGCCCCGCCCUCGUUCGACGGGACCACCAUGAGCUUCGUGGUGGAGCACAGAUGAACGGGGGCUCUCCUGGAAAAGGGCUCAACACCGACGUGAUGCUGCUCUGCUCUUCAGUUUUUAUUUAUUUAUCACGGGCAGUUUUGCCCCUUUUUUUUUUUUUAUUUCUCGAAUUUGUACAAGUACGUAUUUGCACUGUUGCUACACUGUAAAAACAAAAUGCAUAAAAAAAGAAGUAAAAAAACGGAGGAUUUUAUGCGUAGAUCUAGAUGUUGGACCUUUAUGCUCAAAAAAACAGAUAAAUCAGGUUUUAAUUAUGAUUUUUUUUUUUUUGUGAAUUUGUAAUGUAUUUUUAUAGGAUAACGUUAUAUUGGUGCCUGCAGAUGAUUCAGAAAUGAACAAAAUGAUCUCUUACCAUCAUAAUAUAUAAGUGAAUGUUUGAUUUCCUGUGUGUGUUGACUUUAAUGUUUAAUUCUUUGUCAUAAUUACUUAAAUAAUUAAUUAAUUCAUAAACAAAAUUCAUACUAUAUAAUAUGUACGGUCAACCUGCAGACGACCUAGAAAUCUCUCUUGUCCUGCACAUGCCAUACAGCAUUAGAAUUUUAUGUUUUUUUUUAGUUUAUUCAUAAUUUUCCUGUUCACACUAAAUUCAACUGGCCAGUGUUUCUUUUUGAGCUUUUCACUGCAAUAUAAAAUAAAUAAUAAUUUACAUAUGAAAAAUAUGGAUGGAAAAUAAAGCAAAUAUGAUUUUAAAGAUGCCAUCCAAUGUAAAAGAAAAAAGAGAAAAAAAAACAUUUGUUUCUCCAUUAACUAUAUGUAAAACAUAGAUUAACCCUUAGUGAAGCUGCGCAAAAAUAUUAUUUGCUGAAUUUGACAAAAAUUAAAUAAAAUUAAUAGAAAUGACUGGAUCAGAAUUUUACUCAAAAACAAAAAUCAUAAUAAUAAUAAAACUGUUCUGUCGCCAUGAAACCGGCUCGACUCCCUACAUAAAAUAUUUGUGGUGGGCGGUUGAAGUCUGAAAACAAAGAUCUGCUCGGCCAAUCAAAUAAUUUGGGGCGGGGCUUAGCGCUGUGAUGGACAGAAGAGUAACAACAAUGCAGCCCUACGUAAACCUCUUGAAUUUAUUGGCAGCAAAAUGGUUGGAGUCGGACUUUGACUCACAUGACUCAUGACUCACAUUCUCCUAAGAAUUUUAAUUUUUUUGUUUUUUUGUUUAUUUUACAAAAGCAGGUUGGAAAAAAAAGCUAGUGUUGCUGCCACAUGCUACGUGGCUACAGCAGACGAGGCAAAGAGAGGAAGACUGACAUACCACUUUAAUCCUGUUUGACGUUCACUUCUAUUUGUGUCGAUGUUUUUAAGACACAGUGUUGACUUCUGAGUUGUUGUUUUUGUACAUAGGCUCACGGGCCGUGGAUCUGCUGGACAGUCCACCGAUGGUUCUUUUAAGUCUUUGCUUUUGUCACAGGUGCAUUAAUUUAAACACUGUUUGCAACAGAUUAAGAAACGUCUCAAUAAAGGGUCAGUUUACUUGAACGGGAAAAUAAAACUCCUUCAACGACACCUGUUGUGUCCCCAGAGUAUGUGUACGUUUAAAUGACAGCCUACUGAGAGAAAAGGAGGAGCUCAGGUCACGUGAAUGAUAGAUGGGUUGACAAAACACUACAUGGUAAAGCUGGGAUGUCACUUUUUGUUUAUCAUUAAAAAAGAAAAAGAAAAAUUUUGUUUGGUCAAAACCAAGAUCCUUCUAUGCGUAAAUACUGAAAUCAAGGAAAACUCAUUUUAGUUACAUACAGUCCAUUAUGAUAACACAACAGCAUGAUAGCCUGCUCCACAUGCCUAAUAGACAACUCCAGAUGUUUAUUGUAUAAAAAAAUAUUUUAUAAAAUUAUUUUAUAAAAUAUUUUAUAUAAAUAUUUUAUAAACAACUUGAAAUUUCUUAAUUUUGAAAAAAAUAAUGGCUCAUUGCUGCCACCUACUGUUUAGUUCUGGGUCUCAGUUUUUUUGUUACGUCCACAAUUUUACAGAAACAAAAUUGCGUCCUCUAGUGGACAAAAUAGGAAUUUUAUUUAAAAGCAGCAAAAAAAAUGCACUUAUUGUUUCCGACGUAAUUUUCACAGUGCGGCCAGAUUGGAACCACUAGGGAGCCAGUUAUUGGUCCACGGGCCUUAUGUUUGGCACUCCUGCCCUCAGUCUUUUCCCAAUCAUAAAAGUUUUAUUUUUGUUUCAAUCUGUAUCAUUUCUCUUGUUGACUCUGACCCUUUUCCUGGUAUAUAGUUCAUUGUUUGUUUUCUAAUGGGUGAACUGACUCUUUAUGGACAAUUAAUUCUAGUUCAAAUGGAAGAAACCUGUUUUUGUGUAAUUUUUUUUCUUUUUUUUGUUCCACCACAGGAGCACCUGAUGCUUUUGAUGCUUUUCACUGAGUGAUUCCUCUUCUUCUGGGUCUUACUUGGAGAUUUAAGGGGCGGGGAGGGCGGGGGGCAUCAUCAGAAACCUCUGCAGGGAGUUUUCUGGAAAAUACAGUGAACGUAAAAGAAAGUAGAUUUGUCAUGAAGGGAAAAAGGUUGUUGGAGACUUGACACGUGAAGCGUUGAGGGCGCAGAGGAUGGACUCUGGGUUUAAAGAGAAAUUAAGUGAUGAAGUGAAACGUGUUUUUUUUGUUUUUGUUUUUUUCUAGGUUUUUCACUUUGACGUGUCUUGCUGAUGUACAGUGUCGAGAGUCUUGAAUACCGCAGGAUGCUACACCAGGUGCUGCUGUUGAAUAUGUUUGUUUGCAAUGUGAAAACUCAAUAAACACAAACUCCUUUUGCAAA